Messenger RNA from Penicillium salamii, 3249 nucleotides. Lineage: Eukaryota; Fungi; Ascomycota; Eurotiomycetes; Eurotiales; Aspergillaceae. The record is from the annotation of a GenBank genome assembly.
AUGUCGACGAACAGCCCACGAAAGUCAAUUGACAGCCUAGCCUCUGGGGUCUCGUCACCUUCACUUUCCUAUUCAACCAGCCAGUUGGAAUCUCCUCGCGUGCCACCUCAGCGAUUUCCCCUGAGGAGGGGAUCAACCGCGAGCUCGAUAGCCAGCAUUGGAGGCGUUUUGGACUCUUCCCAUCAUCAUAACUCAAUCGCGGAGUCCGACCAGAAUGCCAUUUCAACCCUCCUCCAGCCUCCGAUCAUUCGCACCGGUCUGACAGCCCAGAGUGCCACAUCGGCCACCGGCUUCAAACCCCCAUCCUCCCGCGACAUCCCACCGGUUACUCUGACGAACAUAACCCGUGUCGAUCCAAAAGUCUUCCAACCGUAUCUUUCGCAGGUAGGGACUCUGUACGAUGUAUUCCAACGGCCAAAAGAGGGCGGGGAAGAUCCCCAACCGGCGCAGAUGGCCAAGUCCCCGAAACCAGAUUCCGAACGAGAUUCAUUAAUGCCAUGGUCCCCCGAACGGAGGUCUUCGGUCAUGUCUAUCAAUUCGAGGUCAUCUUCGCCAUAUGACACCCGGGGACGACGUCCUUCCACCGGCCGUGGACGCGCUCCCGCAGUGACACCUCUGUCUACAAUACCCCCCGUUUAUUUUGAAGAAGGAUUUCAUCUCGAGAAUCCCCGCACAUUUGACGUGAUAUCGGAGAAAUCUGAUGUGGUUAGGCCACCACGACCACCGACAAAGGAUGACAAUCAUACCAAUGGUCUGGUCCCCGAGCCAGCACAGACAGGAAGGAAGGCAUUGGCGACAAAUGCUAUUCUUCAAGAGAAGUUGUCUUGGUACAUGGAUACUGUUGAAAUCCAUCUCAUCUCCUCCAUCUCCACAGCCUCCAAAUCGUUUUUCACGGCCCUAGGGUCACUCCGGGAGUUGCAUGCAGAAGCAGCUGAUUCCGUCAACCGGAUUCAAGUCUUGAGACGAGAUCUGCAAAAGAUUGACAAAGAAAUGGCUCUCGGUGGUCUGAAGAUCGUCAACUUGAGACGACGACGAGAAAACGUCCGAAUGUUGGCAGCUGCGGUAGCGCAACUCCGUGACGUGGUCGAGUCGGUAUCUCGUUGUGAGGAGCUUGUGGAGCAAGGCGACAUUGAAGAAGCUGCUGAAGGCCUCGAAGAGGUCGAGAAACUGAUGGCUGGCGACAAGGUCUCAGAUCGCGCCCCUGCAGAGGAAGAGGACGGCUCACCCAGGCGUCUCAUUGACCUCAGGGGAAUCAAAGCACUGGAAGGGGCAUCUGAUGAUCUCGCGCAAUUGCGUCAGCGUAUUGGUAUGGGCUAUGAAACUCGUUUCUUGAACGAUCUUUUGGGAGACUUGCGCCAGCACGUCCAGAAUGUGCCGUCUGAUAAUACUCUGCAGCGCUGGGGAACUUCAUUCCAGCGGCAAAGGGGCGUCAGACCAGUAUCAAUCUCGCCCGCCUAUAUGAGCUUCAAUAGUGAGUUGCGGUCGCAGUUGGACACCCAACUCAAUGGGCUUGCACGUGCUCGCUAUACUAUGCCAGCGGCGACUUCGUUCAAGACCGCGGUUCUACGAGAAAUGAAGGGCCUGAUUCGCAAGCAUCUUCCUAGCUCUAGUGAUGACGAUAAUGAAUCUAUGGUGUCGCUGUCAACGCACGGCGGACACCAGCUAAGCCAGCAAGAAAAGUCUUCGAUUCUAGCCCGCAAUCUCCGCGUUCUUGAACCCGAGGAUGCCUAUACGAUGCUUAUGAAUGUUUACACCGGGAUCAGCGAGUCACUUCGACGCUUGAGCGUUCAAGUCAAAAUCCUCCUGGAUAUUGCGAGUGGUCUGGGCGAUUCCCCAACUUCUGGUGUUCGGUCCCCACCCCGAAGCCCCAACCCGCAAAGCAUGGAUCAAGCCUUGAGAUCUCCACAGGCUGGACCAACAGCCGAGGACUUGGCUCAAGAUGAGAUCCUACAGGUUUUGGACAUGUCCAGUCUACUUGGUCAAGCGGUUGAUAUUGCCCAGGCUCAGAUCACCAAGGUGUUGAAGGUUCGAUCCGAACAGACGACACAGCUUUCGAAAGAAGAUUUCCUCAACUACUUCACACUCAAUCGACUUUUUGCCGACGAGUGCGAGGCUAUAUCGGGGCGCGGUGGUACCGCACUCAAGACCAUCGUCGGCAAUCAAAUCCGCGAUUUCAUUACCCGCUUUGGCGAUGGCCAGCGCCAUCAAAUUGUCAAGGUCAUGGACGCUGAUCGAUGGGACGCACAAGACUUUGGGGAUGCUGAGACCACUAUAUUGUCACGAAUCUUGGAUGCCAGCACCAAGGACAUUGAUGCUUGGCUGGAUGCAUCUAAAAUAUGGAACCAUGUCGAGAAGAACGAACCAGGUGAAACCGGCGACACUGAUGAGGCCGCCAACGGGACCGACAAGUCCAAGGUGCGCAGUGCCAUUGUCGACGAGCAAAAAUACAUCCUGCCAGAUUCUGCUGUGGCGAUGAUGCGCAGUAUUGAGGAGUUCGAGUUCCUCAUGUCGAACUUCCCCACCAUGAUUCAAGAUAUUGCGCCUCACCUACUCGACAUCCUUAAAUUGUUCAAUUCUCGCUCAUCCCAGUUGAUUCUCGGAGCUGGUGCAACACGCAGUGCAGGCUUGAAGAAUAUCACCACGAAGCACUUGGCAUUGUCUUCGCAGGCACUGAGUUUUGUCAUUGCGCUGGUGCCCUACGUGCGUGAAUUUGUUCGUCGCUCGGGCCAAGCCAACUCCCUGAUGGCCGAGUUCGACAAAGUCAAACGUUUGUGCCAGGAACACCAAAGUGGGAUCCACGAGAAACUGGUGGAUAUUAUGAGCGGACGCUCUUCCAUCCAUGUCAACGCGAUGAAAAAGAUCGACUGGGAUGCCAAGGGCUCAUCCCCAGCGGUCAACCCGUACAUGGAGACCUUGGCUAAAGAGACGGGUACUCUGCACCGUGUUUUGAGCAAGCAUCUCCCCGACAUGACGCUCGGUAUGAUUAUGGUUCCUGUAUUCAACAGCUAUAGUGAUCAGUGGACCAAGGCCUUCGAGGAGGCCAACGUGGAGACGGACACCGGAAAAAAGAGGAUGCUGGCAGAUGUUGAACACUUCCGAACCAAGCUAAGCAAGAUUGACGGCGCCAGUAAUGUGGGCGACAAGCUUCUUGAAGUGGUGCAAGCUAAGCCCGUUGCCAACGAAUCGGAGAAACCCGAACCGGCAAGUGAGACGGCGGCACAGGAAAGCUCUGAAUCGAGCCAAUCUUGA